UCUUGGGUUUGAAAAGCUUUCUCCCACUCCCCUUAGCUUUCCAAGCAUUUGCAGCCAAGUGCAAACAGAUCGCAUAUUUGGCGCAAAGAGUCGGGAGAAUGAGGGCCUCGGGGGUACUCCUCCCUGGCCUUCCCCCAGCAGGGUCCUAGGUAGUGGAGUCUAGAGAGGAACUGUCCCCCAUUCGUCGACGCCGCAAACGCGGCCGCAGGUGGCAAGCGGAGCUGUCCAGCACGAGUGCGGAGCCGGCGGGAGCCAGGAGCCCGGCGUGCCCAGCCUGGCAGACACUUAGCAACAGGGCUCUGGCCCGAGCAGACGCUGUCCUCAUUCACUGCUGCCGGGCUCCGGGCUCCCUACGACCCCACGCAACCUCCCGAGGUGGAGAACACUCGUGCCCAUGAGCCGCUCCAGCAGGAUGGGUGCCAACAUGUUGCCCCUUCCCUUCCCCUUGGAAGCGUCUCCUCUGGAAUGGGCGGGUUGGAUCGCUCGGCCUUUUCCCCAAGCCUCAGAACUUCCUAAAUGAACUCGGAGGGGGGCGGAAAAAGGACAUAUACUGGACUUAAACCCCCACUCGCGCUCUCAGGCUUUCCCGAGUAGGCUCCAGGCGAAGGUCUUCCGUCCCUGGCCCUGCACUCCCCUCCCCUCUAACGCCGACCGGGGCCCGUCGGCUCCCCAGCCGCCUCUCCCGUAGGGCUUUUGGGGUUGGGGCCCUCCGGUUUGAUACGCGCUCUAGUGUGCCCUCCUCCUUCUCGGAGGAGACGGUGGGAGCGGGGAGGGCGCGCAGAGGACGGCAACGAAGUGUCCUCGUUGCUCCUGAAACGUGGCGACAGGCGAGGCAGAGACUCCCAAUGAGUAUGAUGGCGACACGUGAUACCGGCGGAGGGAGAGCAUGGAGGGGGGGCGGAUAAAGGGAGACGGAGGGAGGCGGGCAGCUAGCAGAGAGAGGUGGGAGGAGAGAGGGGAAGGGGGGCGAGAGAGGCGCGCAGGCGGCAGAAGCGUCUGCCUGCCCGAUCGCACGGGCCGCAGCCCUCCCAGCCCCGCCGCCCGCGGUCACACACUCGGAGCCUCCCCGCGAGCGGGAGCGCGGCGCACGGCGAUGCGCCGAGGCGGGCGCUGAGGCGGCGCCGCGCGAGCAGCAGCAGAAGCGGCACCCGCCCCCAGCCCAGCCCGGCGCCGCCGCCGAGUCCGGGCCCCAAGGUGCGGCGGUGCCCAAGUUCCCGCCAUGAACAGCCGGCUCUGGGGGCUCCGCGGCUCCGGGGGCGCCCUCUCGGCCGAGCGCGACCGCUGCCCCCCGCGGCCCCGACGCGCCUAACGCCGCCGUUCGCGGGUCCCGCUACCGUCGCCGCCGCUGCUCGCGUCCCCGCUGCUGUCGCCUCGGCUGCCGCAGCGCCGUCAGCAGCAUGUCUCGAAGGAAGAUUUCGUCCGAGUCCUUCAGCUCCCUGGGCUCCGACUACCUGGAGACCAGCCCCGAGGAGGAGGGGGAGUGCCCCCUGGCCAGGCUCUGCUGGAACGGCAGCCGGAGCCCGCCCGGGCCGCCCGAGCCCAGCGCGGCGGCCGCAGCCGCCCCGGCCCCGGCUGCCUCGGCCGCCGCCGCCGCCGCCGCCACCGCCGGGGCCAGGAGGGCGCAGCGCCGGAGGCGGGUCAACCUGGACUCGCUGGGCGAGAGCAUCAGCCGCCUGACGGCACCCUCGCCUCAGACGAUUCAGCAGACUCUCAAGAGGACAUUGCAGUAUUAUGAACAUCAAGUUAUUGGUUAUAGGGAUGCAGAAAAGAAUUUCCACAAUAUCUCUAACAGAUGCUCCUAUGCAGACCAUUCCAACAAAGAGGAAAUUGAAGACGUCUCAGGAAUUCUUCAGUGUACUGCUAAUAUACUCGGUUUGAAGUUUGAGGAAAUUCAAGAAAAAUUUGGUGAGGAGUUCUUUAAUAUAUGCUUUGAUGAGAAUGAGAGAGUCCUUCGAGCUGUAGGUGGCACAUUGCAGGACUUUUUCAAUGGCUUUGAUGCUUUGUUGGAACACAUUAGAACUUCUUUUGGAAAACAGGCCACUCUGGAGUCACCAUCAUUCCUAUGCAAGGAGCUUCCUGAAGGUACUCUCAUGCUCCACUACUUCCACCCUCACCACAUUGUGGGGUUUGCAAUGCUGGGGAUGAUAAAGGCUGCAGGAAAGAAGAUCUAUCGGUUGGAUGUGGAAGUGGAGCAAGUUGCGAAUGAGAAACUGUGCUCUGAUAGUUCAAACCCAGGCAACUGUAACUGUCUCACUUUCCUUAUCAAAGAAUGUGAAAGCACUAAUAUCACGAAGAACCUUCCACAAGGAACCUCCCAAGUUCCUGCGGACCUCAGAAUUAGCAUCAACACCUUCUGCAGAGCCUUUCCUUUCCACUUGAUGUUUGACCCCCACAUGUUAGUCCUCCAGCUGGGGGAAGGCCUGAGGAAGCAGCUCCGAUGUGACACUCACAAAGUGCUCAAGUUUGAGGACUGCUUUGAGAUUGUUUCUCCAAAGGUCAAUGCCACCUUUGAAAGGGUCCUUCUGCGCCUGUCCACCCCAUUUGUGAUUAGGACCAAGCCUGAGGCUUCUGGCACUGAAAAUAAAGACAAGGUGAUGGAAGUCAAAGGACAAAUGAUACAUGUCCCAGAAUCAAAUUCCAUUUUAUUCUUGGGCUCUCCGUGUGUGGACAAGUUGGAUGAACUCAUGGGCCGGGGCCUGCAUCUCUCAGACAUCCCUAUCCAUGAUGCCACCCGAGAUGUCAUUUUGGUUGGUGAGCAGGCAAAGGCCCAAGAUGGCUUGAAGAAGAGGAUGGAUAAAUUAAAAGCAACUUUAGAAAGAACUCACCAGGCCCUGGAAGAAGAGAAAAAGAAAACAGUGGAUCUUCUGUAUUCUAUUUUCCCUGGCGAUGUGGCCCAGCAAUUGUGGCAAGGGCAGCAAGUGCAGGCCAGAAAGUUUGACGAUGUCACCAUGCUCUUUUCGGACAUUGUUGGUUUCACAGCCAUCUGUGCCCAGUGUACCCCCAUGCAAGUGAUCAGCAUGCUGAAUGAACUGUACACCCGAUUUGAUCACCAGUGUGGAUUUUUGGAUAUUUAUAAGGUGGAAACAAUAGGUGACGCAUACUGUGUUGCUGCAGGACUCCACAGAAAAAGCCUCUGCCAUGCUAAACCCAUUGCCCUGAUGGCUCUGAAGAUGAUGGAACUGUCAGAAGAGGUCCUGACACCUGAUGGAAGACCAAUUCAGAUGAGGAUAGGCAUUCACUCAGGCUCUGUGCUAGCUGGAGUUGUUGGAGUAAGAAUGCCACGAUACUGCCUAUUUGGAAAUAAUGUCACUCUGGCCAGCAAAUUUGAAUCGGGAAGUCACCCUCGGCGCAUCAAUGUCAGCCCAACCACUUACCAAUUAUUAAAACGGGAAGAAAGUUUCACAUUCAUUCCUCGGUCCCGAGAAGAGCUUCCAGACAACUUUCCAAAGGAAAUCCCUGGGAUCUGCUAUUUCCUGGAGGUAAGGACUGGUCCUAAGCAGCCAAAGCCUUCUCUUUCUUCAUCGAGAAUCAAAAAGGUUUCCUACAACAUCGGCACCAUGUUCCUCCGGGAGACGAGCCUCUGAGACCUGCUACAGAUCAAAGACUUCUCCAAAAGCACAAGCCCAGAGCAUGGGUCACGGCAGGAGAGUGGAAAGAGAUUGUUUUUCACUGCUUUGUUGAGAACAAGCAGCAGAAUUUCUGUUAUGUCAGGCAAUAAUCCUAGAAAAAGGUGGGUGAUGACUGUCAAUAAAAAACCGGAGGGUGGUGGGGGGGAGUAGGCGUAUCUAUCUGUAUGAGUGUUUUGGGUCAUAUAUAUUUUUUAAUUACAAGUACGAGCCCCCUUUCAAAGCUAACUGAUAAAUAGAUAUCAUGUUUUCUUGUUUGUCACACAUACAGGUAUGUUGCCCUAUAUAUUUAUAUCACUUUUGAGAUCCAGUUUUGAUUAUAUAUUCCUACAUUUAGUGAGUUGGUAUGUGAAGAAUAUUUUCUAAUUUUGUUUUUCUGAACAAACAUUUCAUACACAUAUCAUGGCAGUGUGGUAAACUUCCCGGCAGGAAGAACUAUAAUUCAGCAAAAUAUUUUAGGAAUAUUACUUAUUUUUAUACAUAUCUCUUCUUCUAGAUAAUUACAUUUCACACAACAUUAUUAGAUUUUCAGAAUCUGCUACUGUAUAGUUGGUAUAUUAUGUAACCCUAACAUAUUAAUUCAAUAUAGUUUUAGUUCUCUAGAGACAUUAGUGCUUGGACUGAGAAUACAUAUAACCAAGGAUUUCAGAUGCUGAGAAAGCAUUCUAUGUCUGCUUAGUAAAUAUAUCUUUUAGAUUUAAUUAAAGUAGCAUGGAAUCCGGAGGAAAUGGAAUUUCCUAAUAGCAGAUAUGUCUGUAACCAAGAAAGGUCUUUUUGCCAUCUUAUAACAAAUAUCAGUUAAAAUGAAAUGCUUUCUACAUUGGACCCUUUUCAACUGAACACUUACAAAUACAGGUGGCUUUUGCACCAUACUAAACUAGUAGACAGCAUUCUACUAAUGACAUGUUUGCACUCCCCGCUCCCCGUCGUCCCUCUUCCUGUUGGAAGCCUCCUAAGGCCACCCUUGGGAGCUAAUUCCUAGAUACUGGCAUUUGUGAGAAAGAGGUGCCAGACAUUUUGCCAAGAGUGUUGUUUCUUCUUGCAUAAUAAAAAGCAAGGAGAAAUUACCUGUUUGUAUAGCUUUGAGAUUUAAAAAAAAUAAAUGUUCUUCUGCAGUUUGAUUAUUGCAGCUUUUAAAUUCAGUGGAUCACCUUCAGAAUACUGAAGCAGGUCUAACCUUCAGACUUAGUAAUCACCAUAGUUACAGAUAGGCUUCCAUUGCAUGUUCCACUAAAAUGAAGACCAGCUCCCAAUAAUUAACACUGCAUGAAAAUAUUAUUACAGACACUCCCUGAAAUUAGGAGCACAGUGUGUCCAGAGUUUUUCUAUUUUGGAUCAGAUAUACAAAACCUAAGUUUCUAUUGAAGUUAAUGAGCUGGCAGCAUUUGUUUCCUUGAAACCUUGGGGUGGCCGUUUUCUUACUCCAGUAGGUACACUCAUGGGUAGCUUAUGUCUACUGAAUGCCAUAUGUUUCUUCUGGUCAGGCAUUUCGGCUGCAUUAGAUUGGUUAUGACAUAACUCAGCUAAGGAGCAUGUUAACGAGUGUCCAAUGUAGUCUGUGAGGCCUAAUUCGUGUUUUUAAGUUCUCUAAGUGUGUAGCUAGAAAUCACACAUAGAUAUGCAAAGUAUUUGUUAUGAUGGUGAUGACUUUUAUAACUGUUGAACUGUUCUCGCCCUGGGACUUAUGAGGACACUAGUGCAUCACUGUCCCUGCAUUCUCUGAAUCCUUGCCUGUCCCUCUCUUUCCUGAGUCUAGGUCUCUGUUUUUAACCACAUGGGGUGAGAAGGCCAGAGUGUUCACAGGAGGCCGUGUAGGCUGAGGACAGUGUGCAUUCACGGGCUCACAAAACUCUUCAGGGGCCCAGGAGGUUAACACACUACCUUCCCAGGGAACAGAGGGCCAAGUGUAGAGUCAGUGUGGACAGAGCAGGCUGGGAACACCUCAGGCCUCAGGCCUGGAAGAGGAGACACCUGAGCUAUGCUCAUGGGCUCCUUCUAGCACAGGAGCAUGGGGAGAGCACCAGGCUCACGACAGCCACUUAGAGCUGAUUAUGAUACGGGAGGUAAAUCAGUACAUGUUUUGGUGGCGAACAACAUGUCUGUAACCAUACGGCUGAAAGGGCCUUCCAGGAAUCACCCACUCUAUUUCUCUGCUUCUUGUAAAGAUUUGUCUAAGCAACUAUUCUAAACAUAUGGCUAUUCUCUCUAUACUUAAGAUCAUCCAGAGGGAGCAUAUUUUAAAAGCAUCAUUGAAAAAUUAUCCACUUUCUUACCCAAUAAUUGUAGUAGGGCCCAAGACGAGAACUGUAUAUACAUUCAAUUUGUCAGAAGAAUAACAAACUCUUUCUUGGUUUCUGUGAUUUUACUUGGUGAAGAAGUAGCCGUUUACAUUGUCACAAAUGUCACAAAGCAGAAAAUGCCAGAGAUCUCUUACAUAUCACAGACAGGAUAUAAACUACAUUUUUCAUAUAAUAUAAUCUAAAUAUAUCUUUGAAGCUAUAGUCUGAAGCAAUGGUCUAAUCUGUUACCAUUUUGCUAACUUAGUACAGUUUAUUAUAUUUACACUGUUGCUAUAUGUGUUUGCAAGGUAUGGUUUAACAUUCUACCUGCAGUCAUAGAAUUUAAAAGCUGCAAAAAAGCAUUAUAUUUUUGUCCUAUUUAAUACAGUCCACGUACAUCCAUUAAGAAUUGUGACUAUAAUAAUGGGUGGUAGUUGGUACUUCAUCUGACUAAUAUCUAUACAUUAUUCUCACCUACAAACUAUUAUACACAUUAUGCAUUUUAAUGAGGCAGAUUAAAAGGAAUUUAAAUGGAUGUCUCAUUAGAAAUCAAGUGGUAUUAAAUUGGGGACAUGGCUUUAACCCACUCUAAAAAGGAUACUUUAAAUAUAAUUUGGCACCUACAGCUCCUCUGUUUUAGUGUUCUUUCAAGCAAUGAAUUUGAAGAAGUCACUUUAUGACUAGCCAUGAGUACCAAAGCUUUUCAUUGGCAUCAGUAUUAUUUUGAUAGAGAGAUCGUCACUGUUUGCAGAUAAAUCAGUUGUCUCACAAAGUCAGAAACCCCCAUGUGUAUCCAAAACAUACUGUGCAGUAUGUGCUUUGUGAACCUUAAUAAAUUGGUAACAUUAGCCAUCAUAAAAAGAAUAAUACUCUGCCUGGAGAACACAUAUAGUGGGUCUCUUGGCUGUGCAAUGUGUGUGGAAAAGGACCCAACUGCUUAAAAUCUGCCUCAAUAUUCAUCUCUUAUCUUACAUUUUAAAGUAUUUGGGGCUUCCUUUUUAAUUUGUGAUUAUAUGUGGAGUUCAGUGAGCUCUGACCUACAAAGCUUGAGAGUGGGUUCAUGGACGCUGCACUUCCAAUGUAAACGCUCAUAGUCUCACACUUGUUCCUCUUAUCCACUGACAAUCGUCUCAAGAACAUCGUGUUUUACUGAGAAAAGGUAGAAGUGGGUGCCUUUCUAAGAAAAACAAAGCAAACCAGGACAACAACUUAAACAAAAAGCACUCCUAUUCAGAAGUGCAGCAAGGCUUUUAAUUUUGCAAAUUCCUCCAAAGGGUUAUAGCAAUAAAGCAAAAUUAAAUCGGUACAUACAACAGGCAAGGCCACAGAGAAUUUGGAAAACCAAGAGGCUGGGUUUUGUACAGUCACUCUGCUACCAAUUGAAAUAGUGUAUUUGAGGUUGUGAGGUAUCAAGAUUGUGAAAUCUAUUUCAGGGAGGCUCCUUGGGUUCCUGCCUUGCUAAGGGCAAGUGUUGUGGAUCAUCAGGCAGAGAGUAAAGUCUCUACACACGGAUUCCCAUCUUCUCAUGCAUUUUGAACACUACAGAGCCCAUGCCCAGACCCUCUCUUACUCCAGGCGUCCCUGGAACCUAUCCCACGUCCUCAAGUCUGGCCCCAUCAAACACCAUCGUCUCUGUACCUCUGAACAUAACAUGGCCACAGAAAGAGUUUCUAAUGCCUGUUUCAGGCCGAUAAGAAGAUGCACACAACUUCAGGCCCAAGUAACAAUGCACUUCCGAAGUGAACUAACCAUCCCCAGUGGUGCUGGGACGCAACUUACAUCUACAGCUUCUCUCUGCUUUUUCUUCAAAAUACAAGCCGACUCCGAGCGCUUGGUAUAACUUCACUGAAUGUUCCAUUAGAAUGAAUUAUAGAUGACUCUAAAUCGGCUUUGAGUGGCACCAGAUGUCAUUCAGCCAAUAAUACCUAUAAACUCAAGUCCAAGAACUAAGCCCUAUAUUGUAACCUGGGCAUUUCUAUUAUGAGAUUACAGAUCAUCAACUAUAAAAAUUGUUAUUUCAGAGGCUUCUGUAAACAUAUCUUAUUAGAUCAAGCCUCAAAACCUGAUGCAUGGGAAACUUAACUAUUAAAGUUUAGCAUACUCCAUUCCGAAUGAUGCUUCUUUAUGGGUAGUUCUGAUAUGAAUAUACUUAAUUCACAGCCAGCUCAUUUAACAUACACAUAAAUUGCAUUAAAAUGAUUGAACAAAUUUUAUUGUUAAAUGGGUAAAUUGACCCCAUCUCUGGACUUAAUUUCAGGAUCCUCCUGGUGGUGACUGAAGAACAGACACUGAUAUUAAAAUCUGAUAUUAUAUACAGAUUAACAUAAAUCUUGUGUGAAUAUAUUGAGAUAGUGUGCAAAAUUCCUUCCUCACACUUGAUGUAAACAAUUGAAACCUGAAUGUUAAUGUCCCGUCACUUUUCUGUUUCCUUCUUUCCUUUGUUUCUUUCUUUCCUUUGUUUCUUCUUUCCUUCUUUCUUCCUUUCAUUAAAAAAAGGCAUUGAUAUAUUUAUAACACAGAAAGUAUCACAGCCAAUCUCAUCUAGUAAAAUAGUUUUAGUUUUAUAAAAUAAUGAAUCCUCUGUUUCUGUGUGUAUUUGUUGAAUGUAGCUAUUUCAAGAUUAAAUGGAGUGACAUUUUAGAAGGACUUGGUAUGGCUUUUAGGCAUACACAUUACUGGGUUUUACCUUCAGAACUUUGGAAUCAGUAGAUCUCAGGUGAAGCCAGGAAUCUGUGUUUCGAAAAUCACUCUAGGUGAUGCUAAUAUAUAGCCAGAUUUGGGAAUCAUGGAAGAGUAGUCAAAUAAUCCCAAUUCCUAGGAAUAAAUACAAGUUACUGAGAUAGAAAUAUAUUAUUUCAUUUGUAGUUAUUUUGACAGCUAAAUGCUCUGGGCUUCAUAGCAUUAUUUCUUUCACAAAUUUUAAAUUUAGCUUUGGUUUCACAUUUACGGUCUGCUUCCUAAGUAUGAGUCUUCAAACUUGCCAGAGACAGAAAUCAACACUGAUAAGCAAGAGGGAUGAAUAUUGCUCACUAUAGGGCUAUUAGGCAUAUGGUACUGCUUUCCUAAUUACUGCCAGAGCUGUGAAGUAUAUCACAAUGUUUGCUGAUCCUCACCGCCGAUGAACUUUGAACAGAGAAGCAAAUGUCGAAGUGACAGCCUUAUUUCUGAAUGCUUUGAUGUUUAUGUUAUGAAAAAU
Rhinolophus ferrumequinum (greater horseshoe bat) is the source of this 9101-nucleotide messenger RNA. RefSeq names its product guanylate cyclase 1 soluble subunit alpha 2 (gene GUCY1A2). Gene Ontology annotation, molecular function: heme binding; guanylate cyclase activity. The coding region runs from base 1398 to 3584 and encodes 728 amino acids. The transcript has 8 exons. Gene Ontology annotation, cellular component: guanylate cyclase complex, soluble. Gene Ontology annotation, biological process: cGMP biosynthetic process; response to oxygen levels. The record is from RefSeq and is a predicted model, not a curated record. NCBI's taxonomy places the organism in Eukaryota, Metazoa, Chordata, Mammalia, Chiroptera, Rhinolophidae.